Alnus glutinosa is the source of this 1872-nucleotide messenger RNA. RefSeq names its product ankyrin repeat-containing protein ITN1-like. The record is from RefSeq and is a predicted model, not a curated record. The transcript is spliced from 5 exons. Gene Ontology annotation, molecular function: protein binding. NCBI's taxonomy places the organism in Eukaryota, Viridiplantae, Streptophyta, Magnoliopsida, Fagales, Betulaceae. Bases 1 to 1872 code for a protein of 623 amino acids.
AUGGCAAGUGAUUUGAGUCUAUUUUUAGGGAUGAAAAAGCCUUAUCAGGCAGCCCUGAAUGGAGACUGGGACGCCAUGAAGAGCUUCUACGACAAACACCCUGAGUGUGUCGUUCGUCCUCUGACGAUCGACGGGCUCACUGCACUUCAUAUUGCAGGAUAUAAUAGCGAAGGAACGGAACUGCUUCAGCAUUUGCUUGAUCUCCUACCAUCCUCCGAGAUAUCGCUUGCCAUAUCUAAGAAGAGCGAUCACAAUAACAACGUUUUUCACGAGGUCGCCUCCACCAACAAUGUUGCAUCAGCAAAACUCUUGAUUAGUAAACUCUCUGGAAAUAAUCUGCCCGAUCUGAGAAAGAUUCUCGAUGAUCGUAAUCAAAUUGGUGAAACCCCGCUGUUUAGGGCCGCUGCCCUUGGUCAGAUACAGAUGGCCAAAUUUUUGGCUAAAUUAGUUGGGGAUACAAGUCCUCACUUCCAUAGAUAUGACAGCAUGUCCAUUCUCCAUACUGCUGUGUUAGGCCAACACUUUGAAACCGCCAUUUGGUUACUCGGAAAGGAAGAGACACUUGGAACAAGAAAGGAAAUCAAUGGCAUGACAUGUCUUCACCUACUAGCGAAAAUGCCAUCUGCUUUCAGGAGUUCAUGCAAGAUGGGAAAAGUGAAGAGACUCCUCUAUUAUUGCCUUCCUGCCAAUCUGGAUGAUGAUGAUGGUGAUGAUGUUCAAAACAUAUCAAGUCAAAUGGAAGAUUUGGAGACAGGCCGCCAGGAUAGCAGUAGCCUCCAUCAAUCGAACAAACAUUCAUCAGGAAAGGAGACUCUUCGGACGACAGUGCAUGGCAAAGGAGGAAAAGGGGAACAACCCAACUCCACUGACGGAGCCGACAAAGGAGGAGAUCAAACACCCGACACCCCAUUGCUUAUUGCAGCAAGAGAAGGAAUAGUAGAAAUAUUUGACGAGAUAGUUGACGUGCAUCCUCAGGCAAUUGAGCACAUUAGUAAGGAUGAGGUAAGCAUAGUGCAUGCGGCCAUUUGCCACCGCCAAAGAGAAAUCUUUCGCCGUCUAAAGAUGAUGAAAGGGAUAAUGGAACACAGGUUGUUUUCAAUGAUUGAUAAGCGAGGCUACACCAUAUUGCAUCAUGCGGCAGACAUGAACAACUAUAAUGGAGGAACCCGUGCUGGUCCUGCACUCCAAUUGCAGGAGGAGUUGCAAUGGUUCGAGCGUGUGCGAAAGAUAGUUCCCUCUCAUUAUGUCAUGCACCGCAACAAUUCUGGCAAGACUACAGACGAGCUCUUCAAAGAGCAACAUGCCGAGCUUCUCGAGAAGGCAGAAAGGUGGAUAAAGGAGACCUCUCAAUCAUGCUCUGUGGUUGCCGUCCUUGUUGCCACUAUUGUUUUCACGGCUGCGUACACCGUCCCAGGAGGUAACGAUCAGAGGGGCCAUCCAGUUUUCCUUCAUUCUCCCUUCUUCUUGUUCUUCACCAUCAUGGACGUUGUCUCCCUUGCGAGCUCCUUGACUUACGUCGUCAUGUUCCUCUCGCUCCUCACGUCUCCGUUUAAGCAAGAAAAUUUCCUCAAAUCUCUCCCCCGGAAGCUCAUGAUUGGCUUCACCUUACUCUUCCUCUCCAUGACAACCACCAUGCUUUCUUUCACGGCAACUAUUUUUCUCAUCAAUCAUUUUGAGAAGAAAACUCUGACUGUGACUCUAAUUAACAUUGCUAUAAUGCUUCCCGUCUCCAUGUUUGCGAUUAUGCAGUUCCCCUUGUAUGUUGCACUCUCCAGUAAUAUGCAUUCCCUUUUCAAGAAGAUUAUGAAGAAGGCUCUUCGUGGGAUUUCCAUUCCUCGUCUUUUCAAGACUGGUAACUGCAAGACAUGUUGA